Molecule: messenger RNA, 788 nt
Organism: Paralichthys olivaceus (Japanese flounder)
Lineage: Eukaryota; Metazoa; Chordata; Actinopteri; Pleuronectiformes; Paralichthyidae
Gene: stpg4
Product: sperm-tail PG-rich repeat containing 4
Biological process (GO): epigenetic programing of male pronucleus
Cellular component (GO): germinal vesicle; male pronucleus; female pronucleus
Molecular function (GO): chromatin binding; histone binding
Source: RefSeq, a predicted model, not a curated record
ACAAAGCUGCCUGUAAAGUCGCUGAAAUGUCCAGGGGAGGUAAUAGAACAGAUAAGGGUGAUGACAGGGUGGACCUGUGUGGCCGUGGGAGCUGGUGGCUGCGAACACUGAAAGACACACCCCUCCCUGGUCUCUAUCACAUUCGAGACUUCAUUGAAGAAGCUGAACUGAACCCUGUGAAGAAAACCUAUGGGUUUAAAGGUGUGGGCAGAAAAGCUAAGACCCUGGGUGUACGUAACGGGGAAUUGCUGAUGCCUGGAACAUAUGAUUACACUGAUUCCACCCAGGAGGUUCUGAUGAACCAGGCGUCCUACUCUUUCAAAAACUGUCCUCGGCCCGACAUCGUCACCCUCGGCAUCAGAGACAAGCAUAUAAACACUUCACCGUGCGACUACGAUGUGAUGGCGAAACCAGUGGAGAAGACUCCCUGCAAGCAUGUGAUGUUUCGGUCGACUGUGCAGAGGAUCAGCUUUCCGCCUAGGGAGGGACCUGCUCCAUGUCACUAUAAUCCACAGACCAGACCUGGGAAAGGCAUCACUUCCUGCUUCAAAUCCACUUUGCCACGGCUUCAUUAUGCUGACCUAAAGACCCCAGGACCAGGAGCUUACGAACCAAACUGGAAGUUUGGCGGCCAUCUGAACACAGAGAUCAUGGACCCCUCAUUUAGUCUCUUUUUCCGCAGCAUUCCCUAGCGUGCUCUUUAUUUCCCAUAAGGCCCUGAUCCUCCCUUCAUCUUUUCUCUCAUCAGCCUACUGUCGGAUCACACGUGACCCUGCCUCAUUGAUGAC